AUGCCCUGGGCAAAUAGCGAUGUUCAUAUACCCCAAUGCGCACACUUCUCACACCUACACCUCCUACGCAGGCGAUAUGGCGGGAAUAAAAAAGACGACUCUUACUAUCAAGCUCUAGUAGUCUAUAGGGAGAUUGAGGUUGGUCUAGAUGACAAUCCUGAAGAAAAUCCUGAAGGAGGCCUUGCAAUGGGUCAGGAGGUGGGACCCGGAGUGGAACUGGAAGAGUAUGUGGUCACUGAUUACGAAUAUGACGAAUUUGAGUAA
Messenger RNA from Lactuca saligna, 264 nucleotides. Lineage: Eukaryota; Viridiplantae; Streptophyta; Magnoliopsida; Asterales; Asteraceae. The record is from the annotation of a GenBank genome assembly.